UCAUGGUGACUACUACGAAUGUAAGUGAUGAAGAUAAGAAGUUGAAAACAGUGAAGAAAAGGAGUUCCUCAGCAGCAACAAAAUCAAGAAGAGGAUGUAUGAGAGGAAAAGGAGGUCCAGAGAAUUCACUGUGCAAGUACAGAGGAGUUAGGCAAAGGACAUGGGGGAAAUGGGUUGCUGAAAUUCGUGAACCAAACAGAGGUGCUAGACUUUGGUUAGGUACUUAUAAUACAUCUCUGGAAGCUGCAAUUGCUUAUGAUAAAACUGCUUUUCAACUCUAUGGUUCUUCUGCUAAACUCAAUUUACCUCAUCAUCACCAUCAUCUCAAUCACCAAAAUCCUGUGAAAUCAUCACCAGCAUCUUCUUCUUUUUCUUCUACUACUACUUCUUCAAACCCUUGUACCCAAACUACCCAAAUGGAAGAAAAUCAACAAACAAAGCCUAGUAGUACAGUGGUCAAUAAUGAGGGGUGUCUUGAUUUGGGUAUGGGCUCUUUACAAGGGAAAGAAGAUGAGGGUAAUUCAGUAACGUACAAGACGGAGGAAGAUGAUAGUGAUCAAAUUGGUCAAUAUUGGGAGAACUUGUCUUUGACUUUCUCAGAUGAUCAAGAUAUCUUCAGAAGCUUAGAUACGCCAAUGAUGAAAGAAUAUGCAGCAGAAUUAGGAGGAUAUCCAAGUGUCGACUGAUACUCCUUCAAUCAUGGGCCGGUUCUGGCACGUGUUAUGUCAGUAGUGACUAGGGACCUAGGGUCGAUCUUUUUAUGUAAAAUACGUGUACAUUAGUAUGCAUAAAAUUAACAAUGUAAAAUCAUAUGGGGAAUGUACUUUUAAUAUGUUUAGAUUGUCGGCCCGCAAAUUUGUCUUUGGCCUGUGUCGUGUAAAAUCCAAAUUUCAGGUGUAGUAGAAUUUUGGCUUUCUUGUUGGUAGAUCGGCUCUCAUGUAA
This is a messenger RNA of Papaver somniferum (opium poppy), 942 nucleotides long. RefSeq names its product dehydration-responsive element-binding protein 2C-like. Gene Ontology annotation, cellular component: nucleus. The transcript has a single exon. The record is from RefSeq and is a predicted model, not a curated record. Lineage: Eukaryota; Viridiplantae; Streptophyta; Magnoliopsida; Ranunculales; Papaveraceae. Gene Ontology annotation, molecular function: transcription cis-regulatory region binding; DNA-binding transcription factor activity. Bases 3 to 686 code for a protein of 227 amino acids. Gene Ontology annotation, biological process: response to stress; positive regulation of DNA-templated transcription.